This is a messenger RNA of Neltuma alba, 1365 nucleotides long. Its product is annotated as ATP-dependent DNA helicase PIF1-like. The record is from RefSeq and is a predicted model, not a curated record. Bases 1 to 1365 code for a protein of 454 amino acids. NCBI's taxonomy places the organism in Eukaryota, Viridiplantae, Streptophyta, Magnoliopsida, Fabales, Fabaceae. The transcript has a single exon. Gene Ontology annotation, molecular function: DNA helicase activity. Gene Ontology annotation, biological process: telomere maintenance; DNA repair.
AUGGAGGAACUAGGAAAAACAUAUUUAUGGCAAACAUUAUGUGCAUCAUUAAGAUCUGAAGGGAGGAUUGUUCUUACUGUUGCAUUGAGCGGCAUUGCAUCACUUCCCAACGGUAAAACAGCUCACUCACAAUUUGCAAUCCCUCUUGCCAUCACUGAAGAUUCAGUUUGCAACAUUAAACAAGGAACAUCACUAGUAGAACUUUUAAUUCAGGCCUCCUUGAUAAUAUGGGAUGAAGAACCAAUGGCAAACAGGCAUUGUUUUGAAGCAUUGGAUAGAAUAUUACGAGACAUCAUUAGAAGAAAUGAUCCUAAUGCUAUAGGAAAACCAUUUGGCAGAAAAACUGUGGUGCUUGGAGGAGACUUUAGGCAAAUACUUCCUAUCAUACCACAAGGUGGGUGUGAAGACAUUGUCUUUGCUACUAUUAAUGCUUCAUACUUGUGGAAUGAAUGCACUGUCUUCACACUGACUAAAAACAUGAGACUAACCAAAGGUCAUUACACAGAUGAUGUAGAUACAGUAACAAAAUUUUCAGAAUGGAUUAUUUCUAUUGGAGAUGGAAAUGUUGACAUUGAACCUGACACAGAAGAUGUUAUUACCAUACCUAGAGAUUUGUUAUUGUUUCCAUUAGGGAACCCUAUGGAUUGCAUUAUUGACAGUACAUAUCCAAGUUUGGUUGACCGCCUAGGCAAUGGGUCUUACUUCAGGGAUCGUACUAUCCUAACAACUAUAUUAUUUGUUGUUUAUGAAUUGAAUAGUUAUAUGCUUGCAAAGCUACCAGGUGAGGAAUUCAAUUAUCUUAGUGCUGACAAUGUUUGCAAAUCAGAUGGUGCCAACAGUUCCAUUGCAGAAAUACACUCAGUUGGAUUCUUAAAUACAAUCACAAUGUCUGGAUUGCCAAAUCACAAGCUAAGCCUAAAAGUUGGUGCUCCUAUAAUGUUGAUGCAAAAUAUUGAUAAAUCUAUAGGUCUUUGUAAUGGGACUAAGUUAAUUGUCACACAUUUGGAGAAACAUGUGAUAGGAGCUGAGAUUAUCACAGGAAGUAAUACUGGCGUGCAUGUCUUGAUUCCACACUUAACCAUCACACCAUCUAAGACGUCUUUGCCUUUUACUCUAUGUAGAAGACAGUUUCCUAUAAUGCUAUCUUUUGUAAUGACUAUAAACAAGAGUAAAGGUCAAGGUCUUCUCAAUAUAGGAUUAUUUCUGCCUCAUCCUGUCUUUACACAUGGUCAAUUAUACGUUGCUAUCUCACGACUGUGGCGACGGGAAGGUUUAAAAAUAUUCCUCCUUGAUGACAAAGGCACGCCCACUAAUAAAACUUCAAAUGUUGUUUAUAAGGAAGUCUUCUGUAACCUUUUGAAUUGA